Molecule: messenger RNA, 2133 nt
Organism: Phalaenopsis equestris
Lineage: Eukaryota; Viridiplantae; Streptophyta; Magnoliopsida; Asparagales; Orchidaceae
Exons: 6
Coding region: 85-1749 (554 amino acids)
Source: RefSeq, a predicted model, not a curated record
GCUCUCGCAGGGCUCUUGCAUCGACCUUCUCUCUCUAUCUCUGUCUCUCUGUGGGUGAGUCUCUGCAUCUCACCUUUUGCAUCCAUGGACUACGAGAGGAUUCACAAAGUUCAGUUAGGAAUUAUCUCUCCCACUAAACUAAGGAUGAAAAUUCUCGGAGCUCAACAUAUCAAAAGAAAGGAAGAGGGAUGUUCCUCAAGAGCUUCCCCAUCCAAGCUUGAGGACACAGAGUUUGCUAAGAGAAAUUUACUGGCUGAUGAUCUUGAUGAUGAAGUUGGCUCUAAGGAUUCUACAAUCUCUUCCAUUAACACUAGGUCUCAUAAAACUCAGUUUUGUUUCAAAGAACCCUCGCGAAAUGGUGAAGGCUUUCAAAACCAGUCUUCUUCUUCAAAUUCUUUUUUUAAAGGAGUUUCUGAGACAAAAUAUACAAAAAACCAGAAUAAUAGUUGUAAUUCUUCUUAUCAACCCAAACUUGGAAACAACUGCUGCACAGUGCACCCUAUGAAGCAGCAGGAAGUAGAUGAUAUUGCUUGUGACAGUGGCCAUGAGAGUGCAAGCACUUCGGCUUUUGAGUUCCAUCGAGCAGGAAAAGUUUCCCAACAUCCAGCUAUUGGUCCUUUCUCUAGGCAUAUUCCAUCGAAAUGGAAUGAUGCAGAAAAAUGGCUUGUUAAUAGGCAAGCAGUGCAGGAAAAUGAAUCGAAGAAGAAUUCAGUGCAGUAUCAGUGCAAUAGGUUGGUAAAUUCCAGCGGGGCAAGGAUUGCUCCAGAAUCAAUUCUUAUGGAUCAGAAGCCUUUUGGGAUUCAGCAAUCAGCCAGCAAUUUUAAUCCACAAAAUAUGGCAGAAAAGUUUUCAUUUGUUUCUGAGGGAUUGCAUGCGAUUUCAGCUUCAUCAAAUGAUGCAAAUUGUUUGGCAUAUCCUUCUCAAGAUAGUGGUGAUUUUGUCAGUUUCGGUCAACUUCCGAAGGAUUUGAAUCAUGAAAAAUUAUUAGUUCCGGAGAGUUUUCCUUCUGAAACUGCAGACAUUUCUGACAAACAGCUGGUAUCAAUGAGAGAUGUAGGCACAGAGAUGACUCCAUUUCCAAGUCAGGAGCCAUCAAGAACAGCAACACCUAUUGAAAAUUUAACACCUAGCCGUAGCCCAUUAUCUUCAAUCCCCACAUCUCCAAGAAUUAGAUCAGUAGAAAUGGAUAUGAGUUCCCCCACUACUAAGAAUGAAAAGGAUUAUCAGAAAGAUGGUAAAAAGGUGGAAUUUUCUGAAAGGGAAUUGCAGCUGAAAACUAGACAAGAAAUUGCAGCGCUUGGCUUACAGCUUGGUAAACUGAACAUAGCCUCCUGGGCUAGCAAAGAGACAGAGCAUAAUUCUCAUUUUAAUAAAAAAAUUGAUGAGGAAGAACCUGAGAAGCUGGAUUAUCAAGUUUGUGCUGCAGCUUGGGAAGAAGCUGAGAAAUCUAAGUACUUGUCCAGAUAUAAACGAGAUGAAAUCAAGAUUCAAGUAUGGGAAAGCCACCAAAGAGCAAAACAUGAGGCUAGAAUGAGAAAAGUAGAGAUCCGAGCCGUAAACAUGAGAUCUCGUGCAGAGGCGGCCAUGGCAGAGAAACUUCGAGCAACAGAGCGAAGGGCGGAGGAGAAACGAGCCAAUGCUGAGGCCACGUUGAACUCACAAACAGCGAGGAUAUCUCGCCAGGCGGAACGGAUACGACAAUCCGGUCGAAUUCCAUCUCAUUUUAGAUGCUGCUGUUGGUUUCUUUAAAGCUCAGUAAAGAACUCUGCGAGUCAGAUUGAAGAGAGUGGUGUGUAGUAUUCACCCUUAUAGAAGACCAGCCUAGAAUGCUCAUCGUUCAAUUUUUUUCUCAUUUUGGUUUAAUCUUGUACUCCAUUAGUGCACUUAUGAGCUUCGUGAGUUGUUUAUAAGGUUAUCAGAGGAAAAGGGUUGUAGUUUUGAAACUCCUGUGUAUGUUAAAAGUAAAUCAGUGUAAAAAUUGAAUUUUUAUUUUUCGUCAUUGAAACUUUACAUAAGACAUUGUUUGAGUAUUGGACCUUAUUUAGUGUCCUAUUGGUAAACAAAGUCUCUGGGCUUACUUGUAAAACAUUGUAAUGCCUUACUUAAGCCCGUGUUAUAAAUGUACGGAUGAAA